UGUGGUUUUGUUUUGUUUAUGAAUUCGAAACCGUCAUGGAGGAAAGGCUCAAGCAACGCCGUUAUAUUGUAAAUUGCAGUACCUGACUCUUUUUAGCGCUGACGUGCUGGUGCCCACCCAUCAGUUGAAGCGUACUUCUAAUGUGUAUCACUGCUGUGCAUAAAACUAAUUAGACAUGGCGUCCAACGCCGCCGAGAGCUCGUCCUCAAAGUUGGAGUUCGACGUCAACAUGACAUGCAACUCGUGUGCUUCGAAAGUGCAGCAGUCGUUGGAAACCAUCGGUGUCAAGAAAUUCGACAUUGAUGUGCAGAACCAAAGCGUAGUUGUUGACACUGAUAUUCCAUUCGCGAAAGUUCUGGGUGCUAUACAGGCUACUGGGAAGAAAGCAGUUCUUAAAGGUUACGGCUCACCUCAAGGAACAAGUUCAAAACCAUCAGCUGUGGCCGAAAUUUUCAGCACAUCGGGCAUCAUGGGUGUAGUUCGAUUUUCACAAAUUUCUGACAGAGAAUGUGUCAUAGAUGGAACUAUAGACGGUCUCAGUGACGGAGUGCACAGGGUCGAGAUACACGAGCUCGGCGAUCUGUCAAAUGGAUGCGAAAGCACUGGAGAUGUCUAUGAACCUCGGACUGGUGUUGUAGGAAAUUCCCAGUUUCUGAACAGAGAUGCCAUCAUUGCUUUCAGAAGUAUGGAUGCCUUGGUGAAGUGGAGCCAGACAGUACUGGGAGAAGCGUAUUUAGGAAAACGAAUGAGCUGGUUAAAGUCAGCGACAUUAUUGGGAGGUCACUUCUUAUAUGUUCUGCGAGGUCCCCAACUGCUAGUAAAGGAUGUGAUAUUAAUUCAAGGCUUGCUUGUGGCAUUAUCGCUAGAGCAUCUGGAAUAUCUCAAAAUCCAAAGCGCAUUUGCGCGUGUGAUGGAGUCAGCAUUUGGGACGAAGCUAAUGCUCCAACUAAAUAGUGAUUACAAACAAAUAAAUAAAUUACACGCUGUAUUUUUUAUACUGAACAAAUAAAGGCCUACAUCUUUGUAAGUACAA
Molecule: messenger RNA, 1033 nt
Organism: Ornithodoros turicata
Lineage: Eukaryota; Metazoa; Arthropoda; Arachnida; Ixodida; Argasidae
Product: copper chaperone for superoxide dismutase-like
Exons: 6
Coding region: 176-1009 (277 amino acids)
Biological process (GO): superoxide metabolic process
Molecular function (GO): copper ion binding; superoxide dismutase copper chaperone activity
Source: RefSeq, a predicted model, not a curated record